This is a messenger RNA of Oryctolagus cuniculus (rabbit), 18402 nucleotides long. NCBI's taxonomy places the organism in Eukaryota, Metazoa, Chordata, Mammalia, Lagomorpha, Leporidae. The record is from RefSeq and is a predicted model, not a curated record.
CAUCAUCGACUGUUCCCUUGGUAGAUUUCAGUUGUUUCUGAUGGUGUUACAGAAUAACCUGCGGUUGGCUGCUAGUCAUCAUUUAAUGUGAAGGGUCCUCAUUUCACAAGAAUCUAUCGAGAGACUCUGUGCUUUGCUGAGUGCUGGGGAUGUAGCCGUGAUGAAAUAGACAUAGCUCGGACUGUGACUUACACUUUGGAAGUCAAAGUGGAGGUGCGAAAAGAGCUGAUCGUGGAGGGCCCUUCACGAGGAGGAGGAGUAGCCUGUGCCACUCCCCCUGCUCCUGGGACCACCACUCAUAUUGCUGCAAGCCCGCUGCAGAGUUGUAGACACAGCCCUUGCAGUAGAACCGUUGCCCACUGCACAUGUCUUCUGGGAUGGCCUGCCUGCUUUCUGCAGCUCAGAGAGCGUCUGCGGGGGUUCUCUUCGUGGCACUCUGGGGCACAGUGGUGGGUGACAGGCUGCUGGUGGUGCCCCAGGAUGGAAGCCACUGGCUUAGCAUGCAGGACAUAGUUGAGGCUCUUGGGGCGAGGGGGCAUGAAAUCGUGGUGCUGGUGCCAGAAGUCAACUUGCUCUUGAGAGAAUCCAGGUUCUACACGAGGAGAAUCUAUCCAGUGCCGUUUGACCAGGAGGAGCAGAGUUACCGGUAUCGCACCUUUGGAGAAAAGCACUUUACUGACAGGUCCUGGCUGAGCGGGCCUCAGACGGAAUACAGGAAUAACAUGGUUGUGAUUGACAUGUACUUCAUCAACUGCCAGAGCCUGCUGAGACACGGCGACACCUUGGAUUUCCUCAGGGCGGGCAAGUUCGAUGCUCUUUUCACAGACCCGGCCUUACCCUGUGGUGUGAUCCUGGCUGAGUACCUGGGCCUGCCCUCCGUGUACCUGUUCAGGGGCUUCCCCUGUUCCCUGGAGCAUGGGUUUGGCGGAAGCCCCAACCCGGUGUCGUACAUCCCCCGGUGCUACACAAAGUUCUCCGACCAGAUGAGCUUCCCCCAGCGCGUGGUCAACUUCCUCGUUAACUUGUUGGAGGUCCCUCUAUUUUACUGUCUAUAUUCAAAGUAUGAGGACCUGGCGGUAGAGCUCCUCAAGAGGGAAGUGGACCUGCCCACCUUAUUUCAGAAGGACCCCGUGUGGCUGCUAAGAUACGACUUUGUGUUUGAGUACCCCAGGCCGGUGAUGCCCAACAUGGUGCUCAUUGGCGGGAUCAACUGCAAGAAGCCGGACGUCCUGUCUCAGGUGGGUGGGUGUGCUUCUUGCAGGCAGACACUGCUCUUCUGGGCUCUGUCUUCUCCCACUCAUGUGUGUCCUGUCCCCUGGGAGAAGAAAUGGUGGUGGGGAGGGGGGAGGGGUGCCAGGCCUGGAACAGCAGGGCUGUGGGGGACCUGAGGCCCAGGUGACAUGCAGGUGUUGCAGUGGACUCUGGGCUCAUGCCUGGUGACAGCCAUGGAUAUGCAGAUACACUUAGUUUUGUUCUGGGGACAGUCCCAGGAUCAUUGCAGCAAUGGCAUUGCAGUCCAGCAGAGGUGAAGGCUUGACCAAGGCAACGUGUCCUUGUUGAAACCCACUCUCCCAACUCUGUCCAUGCUUUGUCCCUGGUCCCAAGGCAGGCAUGAAUAAACCCACAGGCCAAAUCUGUUCUUUUUGAGUUGUUUUAAGGAAUUAUUUAUUUAUCUAUUUCUUUUUAUUUAUUUGUGAUCAUGGAGAAAAGGAAGAGAGGGGGAGAGGGAGAGCGAAAGAGGGAGAGAGGGAGAAAGAGAGGGAGAGACAGAGUGAGAGAAAGAGAGAAAGAGAGAGAGAGAGAGAGAGAGAUCUCCCAUCCCUGGAUUCACUCCCCAAAUGCUAAAGGCAGCCAGGGCUGGGCCAGGCUAAUGCAGGGAACAGAGUCAGAGCCAGAGCCAGGUCUCCAAAUCCAUGUGCUCUUCCUUGGGAAGCAGGUACCCCAGUUGGCAUGUCAGCCACUACACCUCCACAGGCCUGCUUUUAUAUGGCCCAGAAAUUAGAAUGGUUUUCAUACUUGUUUUUCUUUUAACAUUUAUUUUUCAUAUUUGCAAGGCAAGGGCCAACGCCACACUCAAUAGACUAAUCCUCUGCCUGUGGCGCCAGCACACCGGGUUCUAGUCCCGGUCAGGGUGCCGGAUUCUGUCCCGUUGCCCCUCUUCCAGGCCAGCUCUCUGCUGUGGCCCAGGAGUGCAGUGGAGGAUGGCCAAAGCGCGGGCCCUGCACCCCAUGGGAGACCAGGAGAAGCACCUGGCUCCUGGCUUCAGAUUGGCGCGGUGUGCGGGCCGCAGUAUACCAGUCAUGGCGGCCAUUGGAGGGUAAACCAACGGCAUAGGAAGACAUUUCUCUCAUGUCUCGCUCUCUCACUGUCUACUCUGCCUGUCAGAAAAAAAAAAGAAAAAAAGGCAAGAUUACAGAGAGAGGGGGAGAGAGAGAGAUCUUCCAUCUAGACUACUGAUUCACUCCCCAGAUUCAGGCCAGAGCCAGGAGCCUGAAACUCCAUCUCAAGCACUUAGGCCAUCUUCUGCUGCAUUCCCAGAUGCAUUAGCAGAGAGCUGGAUCAGAAGUGGCGCCGGCAGGACUUGAAAUGGCACCGAUACGGGAUCCAGGCAUUGCAGGUGGAGGCUUGACGCACUGUGCCCCAACACUGCCCCAAGUUUUCAUAGCUUUAGAGGGAGGUUAAAAACCAGCACCAGCACCAGCACACAGAACUUGUGACUGAGCUGUGUGGCCUGCAAAGCUGACUGCUCACUGCUGGGCUGGUGCAGACAGGUGUGGGAGCCUCAGACCUCAGGGACUGUUCCUACAUGCCCCCCUGAGAAGUGGGGCACAGUGCCCAGAGUCACUUUGGAAAAUCAAAACCUGUGAGUUGUUUCUUUUUAAGUAUUUGUACCUUUGAUAGUUUUCAUCUUCAUGCCAGAAUUUUCUUUUCAAUGCAUUUUUCAUCAGAAGAAGCCUCAGACAGUCCCAAAGAUGCUUGCAAUGUGUCUUCCACACCAAACACUGGACACAGGUCCCGUGAGCCAGAGGGGCAGGAGGCUGAGCACACUGGGAUGGGGUCCAGGGAGCCCACGUUGUGAAACAGAAACUCCGAGUGUCAGGAAGAUUCAACCAGAGGUUUAUGAGUACAAGAGAUUCAUUUGUUAUUGUCUAUCCAAAGGGAUUUCUAUCACAAACAAACAUGGUACGUAAAAAGGAAAACACUGUCGUCUUUGGUACCUUGGUCCCACACACUGGUUCUGUGAGAAGAGUUGUCUGCAGUGACAUUGAAACCAGAGCAGUGCAGGGUGCGGUCUCCAUGCUGCCUCACCUGCGUGUCAUUAUCAUCUUAUAUGGCCUUGAAGAAAACGACCUGUGUUAGAACGGGUAAUCAUUAGCUUGGACAUUCAGUUCUUAGCAGCUGAAUCAAGGUGCUAAGAAUCAACUUGCCUUUUGCAGUAAUCAAACCAUUUCAACACUAUGAAAAAGCAUUCCCUUCGGAGUGAUGGAAAUUGUAUUGGAACCAGGUAGAGGUGACCGUUCACGCCAUUGUGGAUGUGCUAAAUGCCACGGAAUUGUUCACAUUAAAAUGACUAAUGUUACCUUACAUGAUGACAACUCAGAAGAUUACCAACAACAACAAAAAAGAACAUGCAUCAUAUUUAUAAAACUAAAGCCCUGAUUCAGAGCUUAAAAAUGGGUUCCUCAUUAGGCAAAUAACAUAAGCAGAUGCUACAAAUACCAAACACAGCACAAUGGCCUGUUAAACUUUGACCUAACUUCAGAAACAACCCAAGAAAUUCAGGUUAAGAAGCAAUGAGGGGCCAGUGUCAUGGUGUAGCAGGUGGAGUGGCCACCUGCAGCAUGGGCAUCCCAUCUGGAUGCCAGCUUGAAUCCUGGCUGCUCCAUUUCCAUUCCAGCUCCCUGCUAUGGCCUGGGGAAGCAGCACAAGUUGGUCCGAGUUCUUGGGCCCCUGCCAUCCAUGUGGGAGACCUGGAAGAAGCUCUUGGCUCCUGGCCUCAUCCUGGCCCCUCCCUGGCUGUUGCAGCCAUUUGGGGAGUGAACUGGCUGAUGGAAGAUCUCUUUCUCUCUCUCUCUGUGACUCUGACACAAAUAAAUAAAUACAUAAAUCUUUUUAAAAUAAACAAUGAAGUUCAAUUUUGCCUAUGAAAUUAGGAUAAAGUAGUGUUUUUUAGGUAACUAUAAGCUAUAAUAGUAUAGCCUAAACAAAUAUACGUAGGGCUGUGACUUCAGCUUCUACCUCUGAAGGUGAGGCUGACGACUUUCAUGCACCUUCUCAGAUUGUUUCAGGGUCGAAUAGGACAGCAAGUGCUCUGUGGACUGGGGAGCCAUGGCCCUUAUUCCUCUCUUCCGUGGAGACUUCUAGCUCUAUAUGGGCCAAAACUUGGGAAAACAACAUGGGUUUCUUGCAACAUUCUUUCAGGAGCAUUUUUCCGGAAAAUUAGAUCCCAACUCCUCAGGACUAGUUCUUCCGUGCCCACAUUUCCUUCUCUUGUGUUCCAGAAUCUUCUAAAACAGUAGUUCUCAAAUGAGGGUAGGGGAGAAAGGGUGAAGUUAUUUUGUCUCUAGUUACGUUUGGUGUCACCAUUAGAGGAGUGAUACUGCCCUCUAGUAGACACAGGUCAAGGAUAUUGCUACAAAAAGUUCAGUGCAUAAGAAAUGUCCACCUACCCAUGGUGCAUAAUAUCUAACUACCUACUUCCGGCAAAGUAAUCUGACUCAAGAGGUCCAUGGUGCUGAGGUGGAGAGACUCUGAAGUGAGGACCUUCCAAGUGCGUGUCUUCCCAGCAGGGCUCCCAGCCAGGUAAUGAGAGGGACAGCAAUUCCCUCUGCCCACCCUCCAUUCAUCAGGUCUCCCUGCAGGGGUCUCUGCAAGUGAUGCUGGUCCAGGCUGAAAUGUCAACAUUUCUUGGCUAAGCCAAGAGGGAAACCAACCCCAAAAUGCCAUGUCAUCCUUAACAGGCACUUUUCAAAAAUGCAUGACCCAGGCCAACACCUGCACAGCCUUUAAUAUGCUGCCCUUAUUUCAAAAUCCUGUGUUUAUCUUUAUGAUUGAUUCUUGGAGAUUAUCAGAGAAGUGGAAAAUUUUGACAGCAGUGGUGCUGUUAAUGAGUAAUUAUCUAAAAAGUAGUUAAAUGCUAUUGGAUUCAGGGUUUUUAAUGAAAGAAUCCCAAACCCCAAAGCUUGGUCUUUAAUUUAUAAUCUAUGAUUAAGUAAUUAUUCAGGAUUAAGGCCUAAUUAAUGAUUUAACAAUUUGAUUCAUAAUUCAGGUAUAUUUAGAGUGUCAGAUUUUCAAAUCCAAAAAAUGGUUUUUGGAUGUCUUUUUAAGUGGAUUUUUUUAAAAAAGGUUUUAUUUAUUUAUUUGAAAGGCAGAGUUCCAAGGAGAGGGAGAGACAGAGAGAGCUCUUUCAUCAGCUGGUUCACUCCCCAAAUGCUGAAAUGGCUGGAGCUGGGGUGUCUGCAGCCAGGAGCCAGGAGCUUCUUCCAGGUCUCCCACAUGGGUGCAGGGGCCCAAGAAUUUGGGUCAUCUUCCACUGCCUUCCCAGGCCGUUAGCAGGGAGCUGGAUCUGAAGUGGAGCAGCUGGGACUUGAACUAGUGCUUAUAAGGGAUGCUGGUUCCGAGGACAGAGGCUUAACCUAUUACACCACAGGGCCAGCCUUAAGUGAAUUUUUUUCCUAAGAAAGCAGCUUUGUUGGGAUAUGAUCACAUGGCAUGCAAUUCAGUCAUUUGUCCUUCACAAUUCAGCAGACUUAAGUGUCUUCAAAGGUUUGUGCAACAUUUACCAGAGUUAGCUUUGGAACAUUUUUAGUCACUCCCCAUGGAUGCCUCCUACAGGACGAGUCAGAAAAAUCCAUGGACAUGGAAUAAAAGACAGGUUGGUUUUGGUGAGAAGUUGUAAAAUGCAUGCACACAAGGGGCCUUCCAAAAAUGUAUGGAAAAAUAUGUAUUUUGAGAAAACUAAAAGCAAAUUACAAAUUUGUUUUGGGGCCAAAAUAGAUGUAUCCGUCCUGGUUUCCUUGCAUUCUCUCCUUAUCCACCAUUCUGGCUCCUCCUCCUUUGUGCCUGUGCUGUCAUUGUCAGGUUCACUAUACUUCUCUGUUAGAGGACCCAGUACACUAUUCUAGGUGCAUGGUUUUUUAGAACUUCUUUUAUUUUUUAAAGAUUUGUCUAUUUAUUUGAAAGUCAGUUACAGAGAGAGAGAGAGAGAGAGAGGUCUCCCAUCUGCCGGUUCACUCCCCAAAUGGCUGCAAUGGACAAGGCGGCCAGGCCAAAGCCAGGAGCCAGGAUCUUCUUCUGGGUCUCCUAUAUGAAUGGCAGAGGCCCAAGUACUUGGGCCAUCUUCCUCUGCUUUCCCAGGCACAUUAGCAGCGAGCUGGAUGGAAGUGGAGCAGCAGGGACUCAAACCAGCGCCCAUAUGGGAUGCCAGCACUGCAGGUGGUGACUUUUCCUGCUAUGCCACAGUGCCAGCCCCUUAGAACUUCUUUUGUUAAUGGAAUAAAGUAGAGGAAAUAUGCAUUUGUACAUCCUUCACAAUUGCAGGUGUUCCCCUUUGCCCUUUUGUGUGGAUUCAUGUUACUGUGCGGGGUCAUGCGCUCCAACCUGAUGAGCUUCCAUUGGUGUUUUUUGGUCUAUUGAGUCUGCUAGCGACGAGUGCACUUGGUGUUCUGCUUGGGUGUCUUGCUGAGCAGCGUUUGGACCAUGCCGUGGACUAACGCUGACCAGACCCUUGUCUUCAGAGCUGGUCAGACUUGUCCUUCAAAGUUACAAAUGUUUCUGUCAGGUGCACACUAGGCAGAUUUGAGGAGUCAGCAACGGGGCACACCCUGCAGCUAUGGGUAGAAGCUGGCGGAGUGGCUGGUGGUGACAGAGAGCGGUGUGGGCUGGUCAGUGAUGUGUUUAUCUGUUUCAUGUCAGCUCCAUGUUGUGUUGAUUACUCUAACUUUGCAGAAUAUGUUGAAGUCAGGUAGAAUAAUGCCAUGUUGUGUUGAUUACUCUAACUUUGCAGAAUAUGUUGAAGUCAGGUAGAAUAAUGCCUGCUGCUUUGUUCUUUGCUCAAGAUUGCUUUGGUUACUCCUAGGUUUUGUGUUUUCCUGUGAAUGUUACUAUUUCUUUUUCUAGUUCUGCCCAAUAUUUCCUUGGUAUUUUGAUAAGUUUGGCCUUGAAUCUGAAGAUUGCUUUGGGUAGCACUGACAUUUUACCAACAUCAUUCUUCCAGAACAUGAACAUAGUAUAUCUUUUCAAUGUUUUAUGUCCUCUUUAACUUUCAUAAUUCUUAGUGUGGUGAUCUUUCAUCUAUUUGGUUGAAUUUAUUCUAGAAUUUUUGUGUCUAGGGUAAAUGGGGUUUCUUUCUUGACUUAUAUUUUAGAGAAUGCUCUAUUGCUGUAUAGAAAGCUACGGAUAUUUGUAUGUUUCUUUUGUAUUCUGCAGCGUUGCUAAAUGUAUUUAUUAGUUCUGAAAGAUUUUUAUGCUUUUUUGGGGUUUUCUACAUAUAAGAUCACAUCAUAUGGAGGUAUUUUGAGUUUGUACUUUCCAAUUUAAAUUUAAAUGUCUUGUAUUUCUUUUUCGUGCCUGAUUUCAAUGGCUAGGACUUCUAGCACAGUACUGAAUAAAAGUUACGGAAGUUGCAUUCCUUGUCUUGUUUCUGAUCUUUCAGAGAAAAUUUUCAACUUUUCUCCAUUAUGGACGCUGUUAGCUUUGGGCCUAUUAUAUUAUGGCACUUAGCAUGUUGAGGUAUGCCUCUUCUUUAGCUAACUUGUUGAGAAUUUUCAUCCUUAAGAGGAGUUGGAAUUUCAUUGAAAACCUUUCUGCAUCAAGGUCUUCCUCCUUCACUCUGUUGGUGUGGUACAUCAUGUUCAUUGAUUUCUCUACGCUGAACCAUCCUUGCAUCCCUGGAUGCAUUCUGUUUGAUCAAGGUAGAGCGUCCUCUUCAUGUUCUGCAGUGUCUUUUGUUCAGGAUUUUUUGCUUCCUUGUGGUUUUUGAAAAUUGUUGAGUUUCCUGAAAACAGCAGUUUUGAAUUCUCUGCUGGAGAGAUCACCCAUGGCUAUCACUUUUUGAUUGGUUUCAGAAGCUUUAUUUUUGUCUGUCUGGUGAGGCUGUGGUUCUCUGUAAGAUCCUGGUGUUCACUGACCAAUGACCACAUUGGACAAUCGAAGGCUUAGGCACUCUUUCCAUUCUUCCCAGUCUGGCUUUGUUUUUAUUACCCAGAAAUCCUAAGCAGGCUGUUGAUACUGGUCUCUGUGCCUGUGUUCUCUGGUGCUGUGUCAGCACUAGAUGGCACCCUAAGUCCACCUUUGCUGUGAGUCGGCCAUCUUUGUGUUUUCAUGGUUUUGGCACUAGAGGGAGCCCAACCAAACUUUGUUGCAAAUCUAUGACUGUGUUUGCAUGUUCCGCAUGGUUAACUUGAUGAGUGAUUGAAGCAUAGUCCUCUGCUCAGAUCUGUGAGCCAGGGCCUGGGUUUGGGGCAGGGUCUGGUAGCCAUCCACAUUCAUGGGGUCAGGUGCUGUGGAUGCUGCCAGACACUGGGCCUCACCAUGGUGGGUCUCACCCUUAGCUCCAGAGCAACAGCCACUGUCUCCCUCCCUCUUCUUCCACAACUGGACCCUGACUCUCUUCUCUCUGCUGUGUUGUUUGGUGUUGGGAGAGGAUGUGGUAGGAAGUCCUGUGGCCACUGAAGCUGCUGCCACGCUGGGGUGCAAAGCCCACCUCCCAUGAAACCCACGCAGCAUAGGGUCAGUGCCAAGGCCCAGACAGCGCGGGCCUGCCUGCUCUUAAGGUCUACUCAUGGCCCGAGACUGUUGCAUGCAGUGGGGUGAUAGAGGCUUGAGCACAAGUCCAACCCAAAGGCAUCCAAUGUUCUAUGUGUGGGUGCAAGUGCCAGGGGCUGUUGGGUUCCUCUAGUGUUCAGAUUCACCACAGUGGGUCCUACACUGAGUUCCAAGGCAAAAUCUUGUAAUUCCCUCCCUGUUCUAACCUAGGAAAUGGAGUCUUUCAACACUCUGUGAUUCUUCAGUAGGGUAGGGAUGGUGGAGAGGUCCCUUGGCUACUAAGGCUGACACCAAGCUGGUUUGCACCUGAAGCUCAUGGCUAUAAGCACCAGUGAAGUCACAGAUUGACCACCCAGGCCCAGGCCAUCCAUGGCUAGUGGUGUUGUGGAGCAGGUGUGAGUCCACUCUGCUGAGAUCUGUAAUUUCCACUGGGCCCUGGGAUGGUUCAAGAGGCUCCAUCCACAGUCACUGGUCUGGGGCUCUACCUGAUAUGGAAUUCUUCUUGGCAGGCCUCAUACUGUGUUCCAAGUCUGUGGCCCUUUUUUCAAAAAAAUUAUUUUAAAAGGCAGAGUUACAGAGAGGCAGAGGCAGAGGAAGAGAGAGAGAGAGAGUUCUUUGUCCACUGGUUCACUCCCCAGAUAGCUGCAACUGCGGGAGCUGUGCCAAUGUGAAGCCAGGAGCUUCUUCUGGGUCUCCCACGUGCGUGCAGGGGCCCAAGGAUUUGGGCCAUCUUCCACUGCUUUCCCAGGCAGUUAGCAGAGAGCUGUUUGGGAAAUGGAGCUACAGGAACUCGAACCGGUGCCCAUUUGGGAUGACAGCACUGCAGGCGGCGGCUUUAUCCACUAAGCCACAGCACCGGCCCCCAUCUGUGGUCCAUUUUUAAUUUCCUUUGCCUUCACUAAGUGGCUGGUGUCUUUUUCUAAGCUGCACUGCUUGGAUUUAGGGGAGGGCUGGUACAGGAAGCUCCCUCAUGUCUUCUUCAAUUCCUCUUUUCUUAUUAGCAUGCUGGCAAUAACCCCAGGUGCUGUGCUCUUCCACAUGGUUCCUCAGCUCUUGUGGGGUUGCUUCCAUGCUAAGAGAGUUGUUGAAAUCGACGUUUCUUUGGAGAGACAAUCGCAGGAGGACCUGAUCUGCUCUCUGGCUCCGCCCCAGUGUUAUCUCAGGUUAGUGUCCCUGGCUCCUGUGGUUUGCUUAACCCUAAGAUUUGACUCCUGUGAGGAGUUUGUGGAAUUCUCCUCAUGCAAAAGACCCAAGUCCAAGAAAGCUAUAUUUUUUUCUCUGUCUCCUCCUUUGUGAUUUUAAAUGGAUUUAAUUAUGUUAUGGGUGUUCUCAAAGAAAUAACUUUUAGACUUGCUUAUUCUUUUUACAUUUUGUUUUCCAUUCAAUAAGUUCAGUUCAUCUAACUUUAGGGCUUAGUUAUUCGUUUUUUGUCUUGAUGAUCUGUCCAUUGAUGGAAAUGGAAUAUUGAAUUCCCCAAUUAUGGUUGAUGCUGGAACUUAUCUCUCCCUUUAAGAUCUACUACUCUGUGGUAUAAAAUUAGAUGAUUCAGCAUGAGAUGAAUAUAUAUUCACCAUUGUUAAAUCUUCUUAUUGAAUUUAUCUCUUAAUUAUAUACUGACACAUUCUCUUGUUACUGUUUUUUUCUUAGUUUAUUUAUUUGAUAUAAUUACAGCCAUUCCUGUUGACAUUGACAUUUGGUGGCCAUUUUCAUAAACAUCUUUUUUCUUUCCUUAUCUUUCAGUGUGUGCAUUACUGUACUGGUUAAGUGAGUUUCUAGUAGGCAGCAUAUCAUUGAGUCUUGUUUUUUUUUUUUUUUUUUGACAUGCAGAGUGGAUAGUGAGAGAGAGAGACAGAGAGAAAGGUCUUCCUUUUGCCGUUGGUUCACCCUCCAAUGGCCGCCACGGCUGGUGCUCUGCAACCGACCCACAGUGCUGAUCCGAAGGCAGGAGCCAGGUGCUUCUCCUGGUCUCCCAUGGGGUGCAGGGCCCAUCCUCCACUGCACUCCCUGGCUACAGCAGAGAGCUGGCCUGGAAGAGGGGCAACCGGGAAAGAAUCCGGCGACCUGACCAGGACUAGAACCCGGUGUGCCGGCGCCGCUAGGUGGAGGAUUAGCCUAGUGAGCCGCGGCGCCAGCUGAGUCUUGGUUUCUUAAAAUCGUCUUAGCCAAUUGUUUUAAUUGGGAAAUUUAAUCCAUUUACAAUCUGAUAAUUAUUGAUAUGUAAAGCUGUGUCAUUUUGUUGAAUUUCUGUCAGUUGGUUUGUAUAUUCUGUCUCUUAUUGUUUAUCCUCAUGGUUAUAUCAUUUUCUGUGUUGGAAGGGUUUUAUUCUUUUCUCUUGACUUUUCAUGUAUCUGUUCAUUUUGUCGGUUUUGUAUCUUUCAUGGCAGUAUGACCUUCCUUCUGCUUCUGGGUGUAGGACUGCAUUAGGAAACUGUAAGGUGGGUCUGGUGGCGCUGGUCUCUGCUGGUUUCUGCUAUCUUGGGAAGUCUGUAUUACUCCUUCAUUUCUGCAGGGUAGUUUUGUUGAGUCUGUGUUCUUGGUGGGCAGGCUUUUCUCUGACAACUUUGAACAUGUCAUCCUACUUCUUCCUGGCCUAUAAGGGUGAGAAAUCUGCUGUCAGUGUCAUGGGAGAUCCCUUCCAUGUGACUCUCACGCUUUUCUCUUGUUGUUUGUAAGGUUUAUUUAUUUCAUUUAUUUUCAUCCAUUUGAAAGGCACAGGGACAGAGAAAAAGAGAGGGAGAGAGAGAUUGAUUUUCCUUUACUGGUUCUCUCCCAGGUAUUCACACCAGCUAGGGCUGGGCCAGGCCAAAUCCAGGAGGAAGCAACCCCAUGCAGGUAUCUCAAGUGGGUGGCAGGGCUCUGGCCCUCAUCUGCUGCCUCUCAUGUUGCAUUAGCAGGCAGCUGGAUGGGCAUAGGAGGAACUGGGCCUCAAAUGGGCAUUUCAGUACAGUGUCUGGGUUUCCAAGUUGCUAAGCUGCUAGGAUCAAUGUCCUCCUCUCUUGAUAUUGUCGGAAGUUUUUCUAUGUCCUGGUCUUUUGAUAGUUUGACUGUUCUAUGGAAUGUAGAGGACCUUCCUGGUGAAAUCCGCUUGAGGACUUUGAGUCUCCUAGACCUGGAUGUCCACAUCUUCUCUACGAUUUGGGACACUUUUAGCUGUUGUAUCAGUGAAUAGAUUUCCCAUGCCUUUUCCAGUCUUGUUUAAUGUUGUCCAUAAGUCUGGAAGUCCUUCUUUUUCUGACUCUGUUCGUUGGAAUGUUCUGUCUUCGCAUUUGGGAAUUACUUCCUCUGCUUAUCUAGUCUGUUGUUGCAGGGCUCAGUUGUAUCUUUUAUCUGUUGAGUUCUUCAGCUCUAAUAUUUCUGUUUGAUUCUUUUCAUGGUCUCUAUUUUUUUCUGAAUUUAUCAUCCGUUUCAUAAUAUUCACAAUGGUAUCGACUUAUCUGUAUUUUCUCCGAUCUCACUGAGUUUCUCUCAGACGCUUCUUCAUGCAUUUCAUCGCAUUGCUUUGCUUUGCGAUGUUCUGCUGGUGUGUUAUUCAUUCCUUUGGAAACGUCAUGUCACUUUACUUUUAUACUCCUGUCCCUGUGUUGGUGUCUGAGCAUUUGGUGGGUCUGAUUCUGUACCUAGUUUAUGGCUGGCUUUUGUAGUAAGAGAGUUUCUCCCAAAGUUGUAUCUAAUGCUGUUGGCUCUGUGCUGUGUUACUUUUGGUUCCAGUUGGGAGCCUUAGUGUGGCCUCUAUACAGCUUCUCCAGCUCCAUGAGAGGCUUUGGGCAGGGACACUGUGGCCACUGGGCAGACAGCCUGUCCAUGCGCACAGGCUGUGCAGGAUGGGGACAUUCUAGUGGCCCAGGUGGGUAUAGAACAUAUAGCAGUGGGGGUGCGGUACCCACAGUGUGCCUACUCCAGCAGGCCGAGUCAAGGGUGUGCAGUACACACAGAAGCAGCCCUGGGCCUGUCAGACCCUGCACAGGCCACGUGGACAAGGGGCUCCUCCACCAAACCAGGGUGGGUGGAGCAAGGUGCUGUAUCUGUGGUGUCACGGCAUGAAGCAGUCUCUGAGGGCUGCACUGGGAGGGGCACUCCAGUGGCCAGGAGGGUGCAGUGCACCUUGCAUGGUAGCAGGAGCAGGGUACCCGAGUGGCACGACUUGUACUCCUCAGUAGCUGGGGUCUGUGCGGGGGCACUGCAGUGGCCCGAGUGCAGCUCUGCACCUAAAGAACAAGGAGGAGUGGGGCCGCCGUGAAGCCAACAUCUGUCAGCUUGUGGGCUCUGUGUAGGUGCGAUGUCUCUGUCUGUCCAGGGCAGGUCUCUCCAUUCCACCUGCACUGCACUCCCCCAAGUGUUGUAGCUAAACAAGAGUUGUUUUUCUCUUAGUUUCUAAUCCGUCUCUGUUGGGAAGUCCUCCGGUGUCUGUCACUGGCCAUCUUGCCAGACCUGAGAGCACAGAGACUGCACAGUCAUCCAACAGGGCCCCAUGCAGCACAGUCCAGAAUUGGGGCCAGGGUAGUGGUGACUCUCAGAGCUCAGCUGCAGCCUGCUAAAGUGGUUAAAAGAAAAAUAGUAGGCAAUGAAAUGAAAUUGAUGUGGGAAAUUACUAAUUUUAAGUGCUUCCCAGUGGGCUAUUGAAGGAGAGAGAGAGAGAAUAUGCAGCUCCCAGCCUCUCUUUAAUGAGGUUAGGGGUACCCUAUGGACAAGAAGGUAUCUAGGGUAUUUGAUAGCACAACUAUGAGCUGAAUGUGGAGUUUAGUGUCUGUAUUUCUUUGCAGUCUUACUUGCAGGGAUCAGGUGAAGCAGAUGCAUCCUGGGAAAGGAGACAUUUUGAUUGACCAGUAAGAGAAUAGAAUGACACAUGGGGAGAUAGUCUGUGAUAUGUUACCUCUAGCCCAACAGAUCCUAAAAGCUGCCCACAUAGCACAUAUCAAUAUCAGUGUCCAAAGUCUUAUUUUGAUCAUUGGAAACACAAGACAUUGAACUAGGAUGUCCCCAGAGAGAGCUGCAGGGUCAGAUGAGUUUCUCUUAGAUUGGGCCUUCAGAUCAAUCUCUGCUUGGUGGAGGCAGAGGGUAGGGCAGUCAUAGGAGGAGGAUAGUUUAUUCCACAAUGUUUAACUUGAGGAGGGCACCGUGGCAUCCAAUGACAUGCUGAUGUGAUAAGCAGCCUGUUGAUAGCAUAUAAUGACUGGAGAAACUAGUACAGGAGGCACAACCCAGUGUGGACAGUGCGGUGCUGUUGGCUUCUUCUGUAAUGGUGCUGGGAGUGUGGAUUCCCCUGCAGCGGCUGGUGAGGCUGCUGCUCCUGCUGUGUGUGCUGCCCUGGGCUGAGGGCGGCAAGGUGCUGGUGGUGCCCAUGGAGGGAAGCCACUGGCUUUUUUUUUUCCUUCUUUGUUCUUUCAGCAUAUGACAUGGACUGUUUCUAUUGUUCUCAUUGGGUUUUCCGCUGUGAGUUGCCUUUUUCUCAGGCAUGUAGUUUCUAUCUUUUUUAAAAAUUAUUAAUUUUGCCCUGGGUUGGCACAGGGGAUUAAGCAGCCUCCUGCAGUGCCGGCAUCUUCCAUGGGCGCUGGUUUGAGACCUGGCUGCUCCACUUCUAAUGCAGCUCCCUGCUAAUGCACCUUGGGAAGUCCCGGGAGCAUGUCCACUCUCUUCAGGAUGCAUGAGAACAGAGCAGAGAGUUUGAGGUAGAGAAGGUUCAUGCGAAGGGGAGCCACAGGUGGCAGGCAACGAGGCACAGAGGCAGCGGGUGGCAAGCUCAGGGUGAGUGCUCGGAAACUGCCUGGGAUGGCACAGGCAGAGCUGAGCAGGAGAUGCAGUGAAUGUGGGAGAAGGAGCAGAGGGCCUCCCAGGGCUGACUGAUCUGCUUUGUUUUUGGUCAGAUCAUGAAACAUCCGUUCUGUUUGUUUCCCCCAUGUGCAAUGCAGUCAUUCAAUUAUAUCAUCUCUGUGUGUCUAUAUUAUAUUUGUAAAAAUGUUGAAAAGUAAGCAACUAUUUUAAAAUGAUUGUUUUUUUUUUUUUGCCUUUACUGCAAUUAUAUUCUCUGCAGUUAACUUCAUUGUCUCCAGUUUUAUUGACUCCCACUUUCCUCGCUGGAUGACUUUCGAUAGGCGACCUGACCAUUCUGGCUUAGAUAUUGUCGUAGUGAGCACACGACACACAUUAUGUAGUCUCAUUAUUUCUGCAGCUUAAACGGUAUGCAGCAGGACAAGGUGUGUCACCUGGAACCCAUGUUAGUUCCAUUGUAUUUGUCAAGUGAGAGACCAUUUACCCUUAAAGAUUCACCAUGUAUUAUAUGUGAUAGUUGUGCCACUAUCAUUUUUAUUAAAUAUUUAAAAAAUAUUUUGGGUUAUUAUCUCAUAAUUACACACAAUUAUGGGCCAGCAUGCGGUGCUUUCAUUCAUGUGUAUAUUGUGUCAUGUUCAAAUCAAGGCAGUCCAUCUCCUCAAUGUCUUUAUCAAAAUGUCUUUGUGGAGACAGCAUUCAAAAUCUUUUUCUCCUGGCUGUUUUGAAAUAUAUCACGUGUAAAAAAAUAUAUAUCACAUGUGUUCGUCACCUAUGGUCAUGCAACUGUGCAGAUGAAUCCAGCACUUUUCUCCUAACUGGAACUUGUUCCCGCUGACCAGUCCUUCCCUCCCUCUCCCUCUCCUCUAUGCUGUUGGUGCUUAGGAACUGCUGUGCUGCUCUCAAUUUCAGUGAGGUCAAGUUUUGAUUUCUACCUAUGACUGAGGUCAAGGGCUGUUUGUGUUUCUGUAGCUGGCUUGUUUUGCUUAAAACUAACAGCCUCCAGUUCCAUCUACCUUUUCACCAAUGACAAGGUUUAGUCCUUUUUUUAUGGCUAAAUGCUAGGGAUCUUUUAAAAAUCUGUGGAAAUUGCCAGUUAUGAAAAAAGCAUGUGUGCAUUCCAGAAAUCUUUGUAACAAAAUGAACUUUUGUCUUCAUUGCAUUUUCUACAACCCUUGGGAAGUACCCUUGAUGGAGCAAAGACAUACUCCGCAGCCAUUCUAGCUCCUUGUCCUAAAAUAGAGAGGGGGUGGGGGGAGACAGAGAGGUUCACUCACCAGCUGGCUGAAAUGGCCAGAGCUGCUCCGAUCUGAAGCAGGAGCCAGGAGCUUCUUCCAGGUCUCCCAUGCGAGUGCAAAAGCCCAAGGGCUUGGGCCAACUUCUGUUGCCUUCCCAGGCCAUAGUAGAGAGCUGGAUCCAAAGUGGAGCAGCCGGGUCUUGAACUGGCACCCAUAUGGGACACUGGCAUUGCAGGCAGUGGAUUUGCCCACUGCACCACAGUGCCAGCCCCCUAAAAUUUUCUUUACACAUUCAUUUGUUGAUGGACACUUAGGUUGAUGUCAUUUCUUGGCUAUUGUGUAUAGUGCUGCAAUCAUCAUGGCAGUGUUGUUGUCUCUUGAACAUGCUGGUUUCCUUCCUUCUGCAUAUACCCAGAAGAGAGAUUGUUAUAUCGUAUGGUAGUUCCAGCUUUAAUUUUUUUUCAGAAUAUUCCAUCCUGUUUUCCAUAAUGGCUAUGCUAAUUUGUACUCUCGUGAAUAGUGUUCUAGUGUUCUCUCUUUUCCACAUCCUCACUGGCACCUGUUAUCUUUUGUGGAAUUUGAUAAUAGUCAUUCUAACUAGUGUGAAGCAAUAUUCAUUAUGGUUUCAAUUUAUGUUUCCCCAGUGAUUAGUGAUGUUGAUUUUGUGUGUAUGUCGUGUGUGUGUGUGUGUGUGUGUGCGUGUGUGUUGGAUGUUUGUCUUUUCUUUUGAGAAAUCUCAAUUCAUGUCACUUGGCCAACUUACAAGCAUGUUAUUGGUUUCUUGAUAGUAGGUUGCUUGAGUUCCUUAUAUAUUCUGGAUAUUAACUCCUUUUUAGAUGUGUAGUUUCCAGAUAUUUUCUUCCAUUUUGUAUGUUGUUUCUCCAUUCUGUUGAUUAUCUUCUUUGAAGUUUUUCACUUAGAUGUAAUCCCAUUGGGCUGUUUUUGGUCUUAUUCCUCCUAAGGUGGUCUUAUUAGAAAAAAAAGCAGCAGCAGCUUCCCAGUGCCAUGUCGUGAAGCAUUUCUCCAGGGUUUUCUCCUGACUUUCACAGUGUGUGUCUUCCAUGAACUGCCGGGACCCAUUUUGAACGCCCUUUUGCAUGUGUAGGUCUACGUCCCUCUUCCCCAUGCGGAUCUCCAGUUUUCCCAGCACUGCUGAUUGAAGAGACUGUCCUUUCUUCACUGUGUGAUCUUAGCACUUUGUGGAAAAUCCCUUGGAUAUCAGGGCCUGGGUUUAUUUCUAGACUUUCUAUUUUGUCACAUGGGUUUUUGUAUGUAUUUUUAUAUCAAUGCUAUAUUGUUUUGAUUGCUAUAAGUACAGCAUAUUUUGAGUGAGACAGUGUAGUGCCUGUUGCUUUGUUCUUUGCUCAAGAUUGCCUUAGCUAUUGAGGGGAUUUUGUGAUUUCCUAUGAAUUUUAGCAUGGCCGUAUCUUGUUCUGUGAAGGAUGCCAUUGGUAUUUGAUAAGGAUUACGUUGAAUUUAUAGACUGCUCUAGGCAGUAUGGACAUUUUAACAAUAUUGCUUCUCCCAGUGCACAGUCACAGUUAUCAUUCCUUUCUUGUGUGUAUUCUCUUCGAUUUCUUCCAACAAUUUUUCAUCCUCUUUAUUGUGUUCUUUUUUUGUUGCUUUGGUGAAAUUUAUUAGUCUUGUCUUAUUGUUGCUAUUAUAAAUGGAGUUGCUGAUUGCACUUCUUUUUCUGAUAACACUCUAUCACCACGUAGAAAUGCUACUGAGUUUUGUAUGUUGAUUAUGUCUCCUUCGACAUUGCAGAGUUGAUUUAUUUGUUCUGGUUGUUUUUUGGUAGGGUCUUUGGGGCUUUCUAUCUUUGAUCACAAUAUCAGAAAACAAUGACAAUUUAGUUCCCUUCUUUGAAAUUUGGAUGUCUUUAAUUUUUUUUUCUUUGCUCACUACCCUGGUUAGAAAUUCCAGACUAUGUUGAAUAAAAGUGAUGAAAGCCGACAUCCUUUUUCACUCUAGAUUUAGAGAUCAGUUUUCCCUCAUUCAGUCUGGUGUUGUUGGUGGGCUUGUUGUGUAUGUUGAGGUAUGUUCCUCCUUCAGAUAAUUGCUUGAGAACUUUUAGCAUGAAAGGGUGUUGAAUUCUGAUGAAUACUUCUCUGUCUACUGGGGAGAUAAGAGGAUUUUCAUCCCUUCAUCGUACUGGUGUGGGGUAUCAUAUUUAUUAUUCUGUGUGUGCUGAACAGUCCUUGCAUCCCUGGAAAGCAUUCCGUUUGAUCGUGGUGAAUACUCGUUUUAAAGUGGUGUUGGAAUAGUUGGCUCAUACUCACUUUGUUGAGAAUUUUUGUCCCUGUGCUUUCCUGAAUGUUGUUGAAUUUCCUUAAAACAGCUGUUUUGAAUUCUCUGAGAGAUCACGCACAACCAUUGCUUCUGGAAGCUUUAUUUUGUCUAUUGAUGAGGUCAUGGUUCCCUGACACUUAUGGGUGUGUGGCAACAUUUGCACAUUAAAGGAUUUGGUAAUUUUCCCAGUGUUUGCAAUAUGACUUUGUUCCCGACCUUCCAGAAGUUCUUAGCAUGGUGUUGAUUUUGUUCCCUGAGCUUUGGUGGCUGGUGCUAUUUCAGCAUUCAGUGCCACGCAGAAUCCAGGUUUGUUGUGUGAGUGUUUUUACUCUGUCAGCAUCAG